AUGUCCGCCACAGCCAAGACAUUUGCCCCCUGCACUUUCCAGGUCUAUAUCCCGGGCUACCAUGUCCUGACUACUACACCGACAGUUGGCCUGCCCUGCACUGAACAAGAAGCCUUCCGUCACAUACAGACCUCAUUGGAGGGGAGACUGCCACCCUUCUUUGAUCUCCUCGUUCCGUUGCAACCCCAGAUUGGGCGCGACUACGGGUCCUUGGUUUUAGUCCCAACUUGGCAUGCCCCUAGUGGUAGGCACACCGUUGUCUUUGACAUGAGUGGGAUCGAAGGUCCCGUAUAUGCCAAGGUUGUUGCCAGCCCGGUGACCUUCUGGGAGUGCCAGCCUGAAGCAGCUCGACACUCCGCCAUGACAUGGAGCCUCUUUGUGGCUGGGUCGCUGGCCCCCCAAACACCAGGUGAAAGCUUUCAUGUGGGGACAGGGUACGUUCUUCAAUUCCGGCCGCCUCAGAGUCCACCUGAAUGGUUUGGGCAUCUCGCAGAACGCCUCGGUCACCAUGUGCCAUGGCUUCCGGAUCCGGUGCUCCCUGAAUUCCCACCAGGCAACAGGCUCUUGGUUCUGAGAUCUGAUCAACAUAGGGUCUUUGAUCUAGAUCAGGUUGAUGCCACUCCCUUGACUAGCCGACUCGCUGACCUUGUCGAGCGGACCACGACUGAUGUUCUCUUCAUUCGGCCCCUCGGCCAGUGUCAUCUCAGGGAUUAUUGCCACGAAGGACUCCCAUGCCAGGGGGCGCUUGCUGUCUUUCCGCUCCGGGAUCUUCCGGGCCGUCAAGGGCGCCUACUCUUCCUUGAUGGAAGACCGGCCAACGUUGGGGUGAUCACUAUCUACACUGAAGGCGUAGACGAUCUUGUAGGUUUUGCAGACUGGUUGGGUCUGCGCCCACCUACACUGCAUCAUGUAGUCUGUGCGAGAACUGCUGCGGUAGAGAGGGACAUGUCGCCCGAGGGAUCCGUCCUGAUAUUUGGCUACCGCCUCAAUUCUGAACUCAUUUUAGACGCUCCCCCACCGUCCUCCCUCGCCUCUGACGAUUCCCAGGGGGAGGCUGACAGCGACGAGGAGGAUGCCUCAGAUGGCCAGACUGGACCGGACAGGACGACUGCAGUGCCUGUCAUUGUCUCUCCGGCUGGGCGUAAUUCCACUAAUACUGGCUGUUCUGGCCAAGAAUCGAACACCGACGGGCAGACAAGAACCGACUACCGUUCGGAAUGUGUUGCAGUUGCCUUUUCAAAUGCUCGCCUUCCCACCGAUGAUGCCAUUUCGGGUUCCCCUGUUAUUGCCAAGGCACUUGAGCACAGUUGCACAGGAUAUGAGUCUAUCUCGCAUGCCCUGCUCGACCUCACAAGUUGUGUCACUGGCAAAUUCCUUUCUGUGCCCGACUGGUUGUCCCUGCGUGGAUGCCUGCAUGCUGUCCGGUCUUUGGGGAGCCGGGGCAAAGUAGACCUGGUUACAAAGAUCUGCCGGAGUCUAGAGGACAUCGGCAACACAGCCCUUUUCGCGCCGGCGUGGACUUUGUUCUGUGCCUCUAAGUGCUGCUGCUUCGGUUGGCCUUGCCUUCCUUGGAGCUUGGACUUCUCCGCGCCUGGGCUCUUCGGUGUCACUGCUGUUAGUGCCUUGAGCGCCUACACGGGGCAUCCCCGGCUCCAUUGCAAAAAGCCUACGGUUGGUCAUGCCUUGACUGGCCGUGAGUGCAAAUACCUCCAGGAGCCACAGGGCCGAAACCAAGCCGAGGACAGACACCUCAGUGACCUACGUUCUACCACGCUUGCCCUUGGAGGACAAUGGAUGCCAAGCCUCCCUCCCUUCCUAGAUCUAGGGGGCAUCGUUGACUCUGAUGCAUCUGGCUCUGACAGUGAUCACAGUGACUAUACACAGUGGGUUCACUGCGCGGCGCUCAAAGAGGGUUUCCGCACGGAAAACGCCACUGUUGCCAUUCAAGUUCCGUGCACAGAGGAGGAGCUCGUUGUAGCCUUGCACUCUGCGCGCUGCCCCACCAUACGCAAUGUCUUCCCCUCCUUGCUCUCCAUCCUGCCACAGCCCCGCCCGGGUACUGCCGUCUUCCUUGCGGCGCCGAAUUGGAAUCGCACGUCCCACGGGGUCUGCAUUGACACAUCUUUGCUGGAUCGGCGCCUGUUCACCACGUCUAUUCCAGACUAUGUCUGCAGACAUGAGCUCGUUCAAAUUGCGGGGCUCCCACACUCACUCGAUGUGGAUAUCUGGCUUGUGCAUGAUGAGCUGCUACUGACAACGGAGGAGCCGGCUCAUGUGUUUCCAGGACAGAUGCUCCUUCGGCGAGUGGUUGUGACACCUGACGCCGAGGUCCCUGCACCGUCAAUCGACAGCGCCUACUGCCUG
Molecule: messenger RNA, 2364 nt
Organism: Symbiodinium sp. CCMP2456
Lineage: Eukaryota; Dinophyceae; Suessiales; Symbiodiniaceae
Source: the annotation of a GenBank genome assembly